Molecule: messenger RNA, 1037 nt
Organism: Branchiostoma belcheri (Belcher's lancelet)
Lineage: Eukaryota; Metazoa; Chordata; Leptocardii; Amphioxiformes; Branchiostomatidae
Product: mitochondrial inner membrane protease subunit 1-like
Exons: 5
Cellular component (GO): membrane; mitochondrial inner membrane peptidase complex
Molecular function (GO): serine-type endopeptidase activity
Source: RefSeq, a predicted model, not a curated record
UGCUCCACAGACAGACAUGGCAGACAGAUAGCAGCGUCACCAGGUUGUACAGUCUCACCAGUUAUCAGGAUGUUUUUCUCUCGCCUGCGGUCGGCUGUGUGGAAGGCUGCGGCAGUGGUCGGAUACGCAGUCCAGUACGGCUGCAUAGCUCACUGUACACUGGAGUACGCUGCUGACUUUAUUGUCUGUUCGGGCCCGUCCAUGGAGCCGACCAUCCACACACAGGACAUCCUCAUCACCGAGAAGUUCAGCAUCAUGCUCAAGACUGUGGAGGUAGGGGAUGUUGUGAUUGCCAGGUCUCCCACCAACCCUAACAUCUUCAUCUGUAAGAGAGUAGCCGGGAUGGAGGGGGACAAAGUCUGCCUCAACCCUGGGUCAUUCAUCAAGAAAUACAGAUGGGUACCCAGAGGCCAUGUCUGGUUGGUCGGAGAUAACAUGGGGAACUCGAGCGACUCCCGAAUCUACGGACCGGUACCCUACGCACUGCUCAGGAGCAAGGUCCUCUACAAGGUUUGGCCACCAGGAGAUUCAGGCAGCCUAAGGGGCCCUCCACAGGGGAUGCUGCCUGGCCUCAGGACCAUGGGAGACACAGGCAGGUCCCAGGACAGAUGACAGACAGGCAAACGAUAGACAAGACAGUCACAUCCUAUGAAAUAACUCUCAGUAGAACAACCUACAGUACAGGCAGAUGCCCCUCUUCAGAAAUACUGUACUGUAGCAGGGUGGAGUUCCCUGCCUGCAGGGAUGGUGUCUAUUUGCCCAGUUGCUAGACUCCUUCAGACUGAGUCAACCUCAUGGCUCACCUGCAGUGGUCUGCAUCUCUACCAAACACGUCACCAUUUGAGAACAUUAACAUACCACCCCAGCCCAGUACAGGACUCCAAACAAGUGUGGCAAAGCCAUCAGUCAACAUCAGUCAACAAAGAAGAUGAAGAUGAACAAAGGAGCUUCACCUACACUCAGGGAAGGAUCAGGCCACACCAAUUUAAUUUCUUGGUUAACGGAUUCGCCUCUUCAUUUUUUUCUGAUUUGCAAAU